AUGACUUACAACAAGUAUGCCGGUCUGUGCGCCGAUAUGCUGCGUGCGGCUCUCAAGGAGCCUGCCAAGACCAAGGCCAAGGCACGCGAGGCCAUCUACUACCGGUCCGCUGUCUGGGAGAACGGCCAGCCCACCAAGCAGGUGAUCACGGACAUCACAGAGGGAACAUCCGGUAAGCUGUCGUGA
Messenger RNA from Auxenochlorella protothecoides, 186 nucleotides. RefSeq names its product ATP synthase subunit epsilon, mitochondrial. Gene Ontology annotation, molecular function: proton-transporting ATP synthase activity, rotational mechanism. NCBI's taxonomy places the organism in Eukaryota, Viridiplantae, Chlorophyta, Trebouxiophyceae, Chlorellales, Chlorellaceae. The transcript is spliced from 2 exons. Gene Ontology annotation, cellular component: mitochondrial inner membrane. Gene Ontology annotation, biological process: proton motive force-driven mitochondrial ATP synthesis. The coding region runs from base 1 to 186 and encodes 61 amino acids. The record is from RefSeq and is a predicted model, not a curated record.